Molecule: messenger RNA, 1536 nt
Organism: Periconia digitata
Lineage: Eukaryota; Fungi; Ascomycota; Dothideomycetes; Pleosporales; Periconiaceae
Source: the annotation of a GenBank genome assembly
CCUUUACUUCACAAACCCACAAACGCCCCCCACACCGCCGCCAUGUCCGACGACGAUGAUUUCAUGCAGGAUUCGGAGGAGGAUUACGACUUCGAAUACGAAGACGAUGAUGAAGAGCAAGGCGGCGAUGUAGAUGUCGAAAACAAAUACUACAGUGCAAAACAACUCAAGAGCGAUGACCCAGAGGCUGCAAUCGACGAAUUCCUCGCAGUGCCCGCGCUGGAGGAAGAGAAGGGAGACAUGGGUUUCAAAAGUCUUAAACAAGCCAUCAAGCUAGAGUUCAAGCUCGGCCGGUAUGACCAGGCUGUGGACCAUUACAAAGAACUGCUUACGUAUGUCAAGUCGGCUGUAACGCGAAACUACUCGGAAAAGUCCAUCAACAACAUGCUUGAUUUCAUAGAAAAGGCGGCUGAGGAUGCCGAGGCUUAUCGUUGCAUGGAGAAAUUCUAUGCCUUGACACUGGAUACGUUCCAGAGCACAAACAACGAGCGGCUCUGGCUGAAAACCAAUAUCAAGCUUGCAAGGCUUUGGUUGGACAGGAAAGAGUACCGCCAACUGACGGACAAAGUACGAGAGCUGCACAAGGCAUGCCAGAAAGAGGAUGGCUCCGAUGAUCCCAGCAAGGGCACUUACUCGCUUGAGGUGUACUCCCUGGAAAUUCUCAUGUAUGCGGAGACGAGGAAUAACAAGCGCCUCGGGGCACUCUAUCAACGAGCACUCAAAGUGAAAUCCGCAGUCCCACAUCCCAAGAUCAUGGGAAUCAUCCGAGAGUGUGGUGGCAAGAUGCACAUGAGCGAAGAGAACUGGAAGGGCGCACAAAGUGACUUCUUUGAGAGCUUCCGAAACUACGACGAAGCAGGCAGCCUCCAACGGAUCCAGGUCCUCAAGUACCUUGUGCUCGCGACCAUGCUGUCGGGUUCGGACAUCAAUCCCUUCGAUUCGCAAGAAACCAAGCCCUACCAGAACGAUCCUCGUAUUUCCACCAUGACGGAUCUUGUCAAUGCGUAUCAGCGAGAAGAUAUUCACGAGUACGAGAAGAGUCUGCAAAAUAACCCGGACUUGCUCCAAGACCCAUUCAUUGCCGAGAACAUUGAUGAGGUGACGCGGAACGUGCGGACCAAGGCAGUGAUUAAGCUGGUUGCACCGUACACGCGGUUCACUCUCGAGUUCAUCUCAAAGCAACUCAAGAUCUCGCUUCCCGAAGUCCAGGAAAUCGUCGGUUUCUUGAUUGUCGACAAGCGCCUUCGCGGCAAGAUCAACCAGCAGACCGGGACGGUGGAAAUCGAGAGUAGCACAGACAUGGAUCGGGUGCUUGCCAUGAAGGAGUGGAGUGCGGCCAUUGGAUCUUUGUGGGCCACGGUGCUGGACGAGGGCGAAGGAUUCAAAGCGGAAGAAGGCGGUUCGCAUUUCUCCGCUGGCGGUGAUCCGGGCAUGGUGCAACGAGGGGCUUUCAGCAUGAACGGUCUGGGAAGUCGAAGUCGGCCGGGCAAAGGCAAGGGCCCGGGCAGGCUGGUGGUGGGAGGAAGCAAAGCAUGA